This is a messenger RNA of Nothoprocta perdicaria, 2654 nucleotides long. It is a transcript of the gene FAR1, whose product is annotated as fatty acyl-CoA reductase 1. Gene Ontology annotation, cellular component: peroxisome. Lineage: Eukaryota; Metazoa; Chordata; Aves; Tinamiformes; Tinamidae. Gene Ontology annotation, biological process: long-chain fatty-acyl-CoA metabolic process. The record is from RefSeq and is a predicted model, not a curated record. Gene Ontology annotation, molecular function: alcohol-forming very long-chain fatty acyl-CoA reductase (NADP+) activity. The transcript has 11 exons. The coding region runs from base 3 to 1550 and encodes 515 amino acids.
UAAUGGUUUCCAUCCCUGAAUACUACGAAGGAAAGAAUGUCCUCCUGACAGGCGCUACUGGCUUUAUGGGGAAAGUACUUCUGGAAAAGCUGCUCAGAUCUUGUCCUAAAGUGAAAGCUGUGUAUGUAUUGGUGAGACACAAAGCAGGGCAGACACCUGAAGCACGAAUAGAAGAAAUAACGAGCUGUAAGCUCUUUGACAGAUUGAGAGAGGAGCAACCAGACUUCAAAUCAAAAAUAAUAGUGAUUACAAGUGAACUUACACAACCUGAGCUGGAUCUUAGUGAACCAAUCAAGGAGAAGCUUAUAGAAUGCAUUAAUAUUAUAUUUCAUUGUGCUGCUACGAUCAGAUUUAAUGAAACACUGAGAGAUGCAGUUCAGUUAAAUGUGAUUGCUACACAACAGCUCCUUUUCUUGGCCCAACGAAUGAAGUACCUAGAAGUGUUCAUGCAUGUUUCAACCGCAUAUGCGUAUUGCAAUCGAAAACACAUUGAGGAAAUAGUCUAUCCACCCCCUGUUGAUCCCAAGAAACUGAUGGAUUCUCUAGAGUGGAUGGAUGAUGGUCUAGUGAAUGAUAUUACUCCUAAGCUGAUAGGCGACAGGCCCAAUACUUACACAUACACAAAAGCCUUAGCUGAAUAUGUAGUACAGCAAGAAGGUGCAAAAUUAAACAUAGCCAUUAUAAGGCCAUCUAUUGUUGGUGCUAGCUGGAAGGAGCCUUUUCCUGGAUGGAUUGAUAACUUCAAUGGACCUAGUGGUCUUUUCAUUGCUGCAGGAAAAGGAAUUCUUCGAACAAUGAGAGCCUCUAACAGUGCAGUAGCAGAUCUUGUUCCAGUGGAUGUUGUUGUCAAUACAACCCUGGCUGCAGCCUGGUAUUCUGGAGUCAAUAGACCAAGAAAUGUCAUGGUGUACAACUGUACGACAGGUGGCACCAACCCUUUCCACUGGGGUGAAGUUGAAUACCAUGUAAUUUCUACUUUCAAGAGGAAUCCUCUCGAACAGGCCUUCAGACGGCCCAAUGUAAAUCUAACUUCCAAUCACCUUUUAUAUCAUUACUGGAUUGCUGUAAGCCAUAAGGCCCCAGCAUUCCUGUAUGAUAUCUACCUCAGGAUUACUGGAAGAAGCCCAAGGAUGAUGAAAACAAUAACACGUCUUCAUAAGGCCAUGAUGUUACUAGAGUACUUUACAAGCAAUUCUUGGAUCUGGAAUACUGAAAAUAUGACUAUGUUAAUGAAUCAGCUAAAUCCUGAAGACAAAAAGACAUUUAAUUUCGAUGUUCGACAACUGCAUUGGGCAGAAUACAUGGAAAAUUACUGUAUGGGAACAAAGAAGUAUGUGCUAAAUGAAGAAAUGUCUGGCCUCCCUGCAGCUAGGAAACACUUAAAUAAGUUAAGGAACAUACGCUAUGGCUUCAAUACCRUUCUUGUGAUCCUCAUCUGGCGUAUCUUUAUUGCAAGAUCGCAAAUGGCGAGAAACAUCUGGUACUUUGUGGUCAGUCUGUGUUACAAGUUCCUCUCCUACUUCAGAGCCUCCAGCACUAUGAGAUACUGAAGAAGAGAAUUUAGCAUUAGGACAUCUAUGCAUAUGGUGGUCUAACUGCACAAAGCCUGUAACAUGUAGUCAUCUCAUUUUAUAAAAGCAUAAUCUCAUCCUAAAUCGGAGUGCGAAAUAUACGGUAUGGUAUAUGUAAUUUAAUUGUGUAUUUCCAUGAAAACAGAAAAUAAAUGGUCAGGUGCCAGGUUGAAUUGACAUUGGAUAAACCUUUAAAACAGCUCUAACAACUCCUUGACCUGGGGAAAACAUUUAUAGACCACUGACCAGCGUAACUGUGCAAUCUGGAAUGCAUUUGAUUGAAAUCUGCCUUAACAUAAGUUGUUGUUGUUCUUUCCUUUUGUUUUUUACUCCACAUUGAGCGGGAUAAAUACUGACUUAGUUGCUAGCUAUUGUAGACAUAUUUAUUUGAAAUUCUUCUAAAUUGCAAAGGGUUUUAUCAAGUUGCAAACCUGUGUAAAUGAUGGUGGAUCUCCUGGAAGAAAUUUGCAGGACUCUUCUGUAAUUUGUUUUUACUUUCUGCAGCAUUCUCCUAUUCUCUCUAAGUAAGGAUGUUAAGGGUGACUGCUUAAAAAAAAAAAAAAAAAAAAAAAAAAAAAAAAAAGAAGAAAAAAGAGAGAGUCCUUAAAAUGUCCUCCUUUAAUUACUGAAAGGCCUUUUGUCUGAUUUAAUUACUGAAAGGCAUUUGUCUGAAUGCGCUCAGUGAUUCAGUUCUGUGCUUGGAAUUGGCCUCGUACAGCUUGUGUUUAUGUCAGCCUGAGCAAUUUGCUUUUCUGACAGCAGACUUGGUCCCGUCAUUGACUUAGGUAGAAGGAACUGCUACCCUGAGGAAGAUACAACUCAUUGACCGUCCCUUUUCUUUAAUGAUAYUAUUGGAAACAGAGAGCCAGCAUUCAUAUGUUACACUUGACUUUAAAAGGUAAAUGUAUUUGAAAAGAGUUUAAUAUGCCUAAUAGUUAUUUAUGAUACUGAUUGUAGUUGGACAGACUUUAGACUCUACUAAGAGAUAUUAAGGAAAGAUUAGCAAAUGCUUUGUAAAUUAGGAAUCUUAAAAGAAAUCUCUCCAAGAUGAGAAGUUUGCAUGGAAAAUGCCAAUACACAGCA